AUCACUCGGGAGUCGAUAAAGUAGCACCAUCACCAUCAGUGUCAAUUAACCCUCAAAAGUGAGCCUCCAAAACCCCCAAAAACCACUCGCUCCUGUCAAGAACUUCUCUCAUACCCCCGGGACUCUCCACCCCCAUCACCUUGGCUCCCUCGCCUCCUCGAAAAGGGUUAAUAAAAAAAAAAAACAAUCCUAACCUAAAAAAUUUGACAAAACCUCAAAUCCCCGAGAAAUUUAUCUGACAUUGAACGAAAAUUACAAAGUCAGCGAAAAUUAUCUCAAGGUCAUCGAGUGAAGCCGCGCAAGACGAAAGAUAAUUCGCUGAAGAAAAUUGUAUGAUCGAAAAAAAAUUGUAAAAAGGUGGUCGUUGCUGCUGUAUGGUGGGGAUGACGAGGUGUAUGUGACCCAGUGAUACGUAAAAAUGUCGUCCCAGUGCUCGAGGAAGUGAAUAGACAGGUGGGGGUGGGGAAAAAGGAGAAUUGAAGGAGCUGUUGGGGCAUUAAAAACAUGUCAGCACCAACAGUCAGUCGUGCGCAAGCGACCAGCGUUGUUGUGUCAAGUGUUGAAUGCGCCUUAUGUGGUUGUUCAGAUAGAUUGUUGAGGUGUUCCCGUUGCAAAAGUGUUGUUUAUUGCACCAAAGAACAUCAGAAAUUGGAUUGGAAGCGACAUCGAGCUCACUGCCAGAAAAAUAACGAGCAUGAAUUGUCGGGUGAUACGUCUUCCUGCUUCAGCGGUAGACUUUCUAACCUAAGCAAUAACAUUGGCGAGGAGAUUGAGAGGAUACAGGGAAACAGUAGGAAGCACGAGAAAAACAAUUCAAAGCAGUGCCACUCGACCUCCACUCGAAAAGACUCUCCCAAAGACACCCGCUCAACUUCCAGGCGAGCCUCGAAAAGUGGCUGGAUCUCGCCAAUUCUCUACGAGGGAAGUGCAGAGGACACAAUUCUCGGUGCAAGAGCUGAAUCCCUGAAUCCAACCCUCGGUGCCACUGACACCGAGGAAAUAAUCAUUGACAAUCAUCCCCAUCAUCACAACGGUAUGAAAACCUUUCCCGAGGUGUCACUCAGUCGUGACGACGACUUUCUUCCGCCCUUUCUCCACAGAAACAGAAACAAUUUUGAGGAAUUUAUAAUCGACGACAUUUGUAGAAAUGUCAUCAGAGAUAUGGAUAAAUACGGUGUGUGUGUUGUGGACGAUUUUCUAGGGGCUGACAAGUGUUUAACUGUGUUGGACGAAGUGUUGAAUAUGUACAGCGCUGGUGUGUUCAAGGAUGGACAGUUGGUGUCUAAUAAAGGUGGUGCUAAAGACUUGAAGACCAUUCGAGGUGAUCAAAUCACGUGGCUCGAUGGCAAGGAGAGACAGUGUCCCAACAUUGGAAUGCUCAUUUCUCAGGUCGAUGCCAUUGUCAUGAGAGCAAAUAAGAUGGAUGGCAAUGGCAAAAUGGGAAAUUAUAACAUCAAUGGGCGGACGAAGGCAAUGGUCGCAUGUUACCCAGGAUAUGGCUCUCAUUAUGUUAAGCACGUGGAUAAUCCAAAUCGUGAUGGAAGAUGUAUCACAGCUAUUUAUUACCUAAACAAAGAUUGGGAUAUAAAGAAAAAUGGAGGACUCUUGAGGAUAUUCCCGGAGGGCUGGAGGGAUCAGGUCGCUGACAUUCAGCCUCUUUUCGACAGACUCUUGUUCUUCUGGUCUGACAGGAGGAAUCCUCACGAGGUACAGCCAGCUUAUAAAACGAGAUAUGCCAUUACGCUCUGGUAUUUCGACGCUGAGGAGAGAAGCCAGGCUUGCUUAAGAUAUCAGAGAGAACGGGAAGUGGCACCACAAUCAUGAAAUGCAGUAUCACCUCAACAUAAAAAUCAUCUCAUACGCUCUUCCCUCCCUCCCUCGCGUGCUCCUCACGAGAGGUAGGAGCACAAGUUUUGUAAAUAAAUAAUUCAUUAAAUGGAGCACUGGUACAUAAAUGUCACGUAUUAAUUAUAUAUUGAAACGAACGACUCUGAGUGCAAUGUUGAAUAAACAAUGGAAAUGCAAUGCCUUACACGUGGGAUAAAAUUGUAUAGAUUUGUUUUGUAGACUGUUCGCAGAAAUUUUGUGGGAUAUUUGUAGAUGAUAUUUCAGUAUUUUUAUACGAUCAUUAUUAGACAGAAAAUUAAUUCAUAAUUUUUUACUUUCAUACGACAAGUUCUGCAGGGAAAAAUAGAAAGUAGAGAAAGGCCAUAACUCUACCGGAUUAAUGGAUAAUCAUAAAAAAAAAAUAAAUGAAGUUAUGGUGUAAAAAUAUUCAAAUAUUGUUUACGACAAUUCUAGGAGAAUUCUGCAGGCAGUGUAGGCAAUUUAUAUAUGACUUUUUUCACACGUGCAGGGUUAAUCACUGCUCUUCCUCAAUUAACUCACCUUAGGGAAUGAUAAUAAUGAGUAUUGAGCCAGUAAAAUAAUUUUUCCCCCACAAUUUUAAUACAAUUAUUUAAUUUUUGACGGCGAAUGAGGGGAAUUCACUAAUUAAUUAAUUAGAAGUGUCGAAUUUGAAAUAUCCCUUGUAUUUUAUAGUUGUCGAGUGGGAGAAGACUAUAUUUUGUGAAUAAACAGCAGAACGAGUUUGUAAAAUAGGGAAAACCGAUUUUUCAAUGGAGAAGUGUCAAUAACUAGAAAUUGUGCAAAAAGUCAGAUUUGAAAUUUCAAAUAUCUCCUGAACUGUUGGGUUCAUAGGUAAAUUCUAUGAAACAUUUUUUCCUGAGAAUUUCAUUUUCUAAGGAAAAUGUCUUAAGGCCUUUUUCUAUAAAACCGAUUUUUAUCGAGAUAUUACCGGUGUAAAACGACAGAAUUUAUCAAUUUUUUCCUGUAUAUUUGGUUUAUUUAAUCACAAAAUAAUUGCUUCGACUGCACUUUUUGAAUCCCAAUGUUAAACAACUUGUCGAUUAGUCAUCGAGAGCCACAGACUGAUGUGAAUCGAGUGGUGGAACGAAAGAUUUUCAUUUUGUACAGUGAGACACAUUGAAGUGAUCUAAUGAUGGUAGAAACAUCAAAUUUACCUCACUAAUGAUUAUUGUAUGAAUACUUUUGUAUUUUCAGCACUACUCUCUCUUCAUUUAUCCCUUCAUUUAUCUCCUUUCACGUGACACACAAUUUUUCAUGCUGAAAGUAUCUCAGUAUCCGGUAGAAUAAAAAUGUUUAAAUUAUUGAUGAAGUAUAAGUUUUUCGCUGAUCAGUUUCAAAAGAAAUUUGUGAAAAAUCAGAUAUUAUAUUAUUAAUCAACUCAAUUAAUUGUAAAGAAAACGUUGUUAAUUACUUAAGUUAUGGAAGGAAGUUAUGCCUCAACAGAGUAUUGUAAAACUGAACAUAGAACAGAUUUUAUUACGAGCGAUUGAAUAAAUACUGUACAGAGAA
Messenger RNA from Diachasmimorpha longicaudata, 3378 nucleotides. RefSeq names its product HIF prolyl hydroxylase (gene Hph). Gene Ontology annotation, biological process: cellular response to hypoxia. The record is from RefSeq and is a predicted model, not a curated record. NCBI's taxonomy places the organism in Eukaryota, Metazoa, Arthropoda, Insecta, Hymenoptera, Braconidae. Bases 505 to 1824 code for a protein of 439 amino acids. Gene Ontology annotation, molecular function: ferrous iron binding; L-ascorbic acid binding; peptidyl-proline dioxygenase activity. The transcript is spliced from 5 exons.